This is a messenger RNA of Panicum virgatum (switchgrass), 1546 nucleotides long. Its product is annotated as probable purine permease 4. Gene Ontology annotation, molecular function: purine nucleoside transmembrane transporter activity. Bases 16 to 1194 code for a protein of 392 amino acids. The transcript has a single exon. NCBI's taxonomy places the organism in Eukaryota, Viridiplantae, Streptophyta, Magnoliopsida, Poales, Poaceae. The record is from RefSeq and is a predicted model, not a curated record. Gene Ontology annotation, cellular component: membrane.
GCAAUCCCCAGGCUUAUGCCGCAUAGCCGCGACGUCGCCGCCCCGCGCCGCCGCCACCCGUUCCUCCUCCUCGACGAGUCGUCUGCGGCAAUGGCAGCCGCCGGUGCUGGAGUCGCUGCCGGUCCGGCGGCCCCGGCAUCGCGCCGUCGGAUGCUGCUUCUGAUGGCGAACUACGCGGCGCUGCUGCUGGGGUCGGUGGCGUCGAGCCUGCUGUCGAGGUUCUACUUCGCGCGCGGCGGCCGGAACCGGUGGGUGGUCACGCUCGUGCAGUCGGCGGGCUUCCCGCUCCUGGUCCUGGCCGUGCUGGUCACCGGCCGCCCCGCCGCCGCGCCGCGCCCGUUCCUGUGGUUCUCGCGGCGGUUCCUCGCGGUAUGCCUCGUCAUCGGCGCGCUCAUGGGCGCCAACAACCUGCUGUUCUCGUACAGCACGUCGUUCCUGCCCGUGUCGACGUCGUCGCUGCUGCUGUCCACGCAGCUCGCCUUCACGCUCGUGCUGGCCGCCAUCAUCGUCCGCCACCCGCUCACCUUCGUCAACCUCAAUGCCGUCAUCCUCCUGACGAUCAGCUCGGUGCUCCUCGCGCUCCGCGAAUCCGGCGAGAGCCCCGAGGGCGGCGGCCGGUCGCACUACCUGAUCGGCUACAUCGUCACGCUGGGCGCCGCGGGGCUGUUCGCCGCGUACCUGCCCGUCAUGGAGCUCCUGUACCGCGAGGCGGUGUCCGGCGGCUUCAUCCUGGCGGUGGAGGUGCAGGCGGUGAUGCAGGCCACGGCCUCGCUGGUGGCGGCGAUCGGUAUGGCGACGAAGGGUGGCCUGAACGGCGAACUGGCGCGCUGGAAGGGCUCCACCGCCCUGUACUGGGUCGUGGUGCUGACGCUGGUGCUGACGUGGCAGGCGUGCUUCAUGGGCACGGCGGGCGUGAUCUACCUGACGUCGUCGCUCCACAGCGGCGUGUGCAUGACAGCCGUGCUCGCCGCCAACGUGCUGGGCGGCGUGGUCGUCUUCGGCGACUCGUUCGGCGCCGAGAAGGGCAUCGCCACCGCGCUCUGCGCCUGGGGCCUCGCCUCCUACCUCUACGGCGAGUACACCAAGAAGAAGGACGCCGCCGCCGCCGCCGCCCUGUCCGCCGCCGACCUCGACGGCGUCCGAAAGAGCCUCACAGCUGGCGGUGACGCCGGAGGCGAACUAGAAACCGUCUGAAACAAACUUAGUGCCACCCGGGGGCACGGAUUCCAUGUGAUCCGGGAAGAAGCAAGAAUUGCAACGGAAAAGGGUGUAGUGCCCCCGGUAACAGCGUGGCAUUAGGGGCAGUAGUUGAGUCAUGUUACAUCGAUGGAUUAGGCAAAUGCAAGUAGAAGGGUGUAGAAGUAACCCGACUUGUAACUGAUGACCAGCGUUGAUGGCUGCUAGCUAGCUAGUGAGGUUUCUCUGGUUGAUCAGGAUUUAGUGUAGCAUGGAUGGGUGGAAUACAACAUGUAGUCUUGUAAACCUGCUGUACUUCAUCCUGAAUCGUUACCAUCAACAAUAGCUGAAGAUAUUAUAUUUUCACACC